Ostrea edulis (European flat oyster) is the source of this 5241-nucleotide messenger RNA. RefSeq names its product voltage-gated hydrogen channel 1-like. The coding region runs from base 4440 to 5009 and encodes 189 amino acids. NCBI's taxonomy places the organism in Eukaryota, Metazoa, Mollusca, Bivalvia, Ostreida, Ostreidae. Gene Ontology annotation, molecular function: voltage-gated proton channel activity. Gene Ontology annotation, cellular component: plasma membrane. The transcript is spliced from 9 exons. Gene Ontology annotation, biological process: proton transmembrane transport. The record is from RefSeq and is a predicted model, not a curated record.
AGCCAGUAACAUUAGCCCAUACUUCUGUCCCAGCACCAGAACUGUCACAGAAUUUCGAGAUAUAUCCCACUCUUACGUGUGAGUUAAAUAAUUGCUUAACAUAAAUGUACAGUGAUGAUAAGAGCCCGAAAUAUACUAGCGGAAAAAAGAAACUGUGCAUUAUUUAAUAUAUGAGUAUUCGUUACAACAUUUCAUAAUCCAUUAAUGUUAACGUCAAAUAACGUUAAUUUCAGCACACUCAAAAGACUGGUAUUCGAACUUUAAUUAACAAAGUUAAUAACGCGUGUGACCACCAUUUGCAUUCACGCAUGCUUGAGAACGGCGCCUCAUUGAUGCAACUAAAGUGUUCAGAAAUGCUUGAGAGAUGUUGAUCCAGAUGUUGGUUAAAGCCUGGCCUAAAUCAGCCAAUGUCACUGGCUGAUUUGGUAAACGGCGUAGACGUUGUUCCAUUUCAUCCCAGACGUGCUCGAUCGGCGAUAAAUCGAGAGAAACAGCUGGCAAAGGCAAGACAUCGACAUUCUGUUGAACAAAAAAGUCCCUGACUACACGUGCAAAAUGUGGCCUUGCGUUGUCUUGCUGCAGAGUGAUGUGAUUUUGCUGUCUCUGUAUGAAGGGUAUCACAUGGCGCUGAAUAAUUUCGUCUCGAUAGCGUACGCCGGUGAGAUUUCCAUUGACAAUUUGUAGAGGUCCCUCCACGUGCUUUAUUCCACCCCACACCAUAACGCUACCUCCACCGAAUUGUCGACGUUGCACAACACAAGCGUCCUGGUACCGCUCCCCAACGCGACGAUACACUCUACAACAGCCGUCACGGCUAUCCAAAUGAAAUCUGGAUUCAUCAGCGAACAGAAUAUUGGCCCAGUCCUGUAUUCUGAAUCGCAGAUGUCUUCUGCACCACGCUAGUCUAGCGAUACAAUGACGUUGAAGCAGUAUUGGGCUUACUGCUGAACGUCUUGGUCUGAUGUUGUGCUCGUGCAGACGAUUACGCACAGUUCUUGGACUGAUUGGUCGAAGUCCAGGAAUGCUACGAGCGUGCACAAGUCUAAUGUAGUUGUCCUGUCGACGCGACGUCACACGAGGACGCCCAGAAUGUGGUCGAUCCCGAGUGUUACCAGAUUGUUGGAAACGUCUCCAAAAUGACUGGAUGGUGUUCCGAUGAACUCCAAAGUUUCCUGCUACGAUAUUUUGUGCCAUUCCAGCUUGAAGCAUCCCAACAGCAUGAUUACGUUGGUUUUCACUGAGUUGUGGCAUGACAGAAGGGUAAAUUUUGUCAAAACUAAAGUGCUUUCCUUAACGAAUAGUGUCCAAACAAACCUUUUACACUUCUUACUCCAAACAGUAUUGGCCAAUUAAACUCGUGCGUACGAACACUUCAAUAAACAACAUGUGUUCACUAACCAUGAAAAAGUCCGUGCAUCUGAGUCGGGUACUAUCCGAUAUUGUUCAAAAUUAUACUAAAUUUUAUAAUGCAGUUUCUUUUUUCCGCUAGUAUAUAAUUCGAAAGGCCAAAUACGUUAGCGUACUUUAGAAAGAAAACACGCGUUUUUGUCGAUCUAUUUAGUUUCAUUUCAGUCUAUCAGAACAUUGAAUCCAUGAGAACAAUUGAGUGUAUCAAAAUAGCUAUCUAGAGUAUCUUUGAAUAAGAGAAAUAUAGAGUUGUGUAGUAACUGAAAAGUUCAUAUCAAAUCGGGACCAAAAUCGGCCGCGUGGCAUUCAACAAGAUUCAACAAGAUUGUGUGAUCGGUAAAAAUUAGACCCUGAAACAAAAUGAGACCCUGAAACACAGAAAUCUGAAACACAGAGAUGCUUAACCCUUUAGUUGCGAUAAGCCUACUAAUAAGUUAGUUGAAUAUACUGAUUGUUGUUUUUUUCUUCUUUUAAUUAUCAUUGAAAAAUUGGAAUGAUGAGGAUAUUUCCUUUUUCUUCAUAAAUGUAACGGUAAUGCGACAUCUGCAUGUAUAAACUUCAUAUGAAUGAUUGAUUAGUUGUUUGUUUUACGUCUCGUUGAGAAUUUUUCACUCACAUUGAGACGCAUCCUCGGAAACCCACGGUCGUUUACCUACCGUGGGUCACAAGGCGAGUAUUUUCGUGGAAGGUGUGUCUCGGUUUCUAUAUGCGAUUGAUCGCUUUACCAUUCCUUAUUGCGAUAUUCAACCACUGAAAAAGCCCCUUAUUUCCAGUCCUCGGUAGCAUAGAAAAACAUGCUUUCGAAGCCAAGAUUUUGACUACGUUUAAGUUGAACAAGUUACAAAACUUUCAGCGAGAUGCUUUAUCUGCAUUAUUGAAGCGGAGGGUGUAUUUGUGUCUAUAAAGACAGGGGAGGAAAAAGUCUGUGUUACCAAGCGUUUACUAUCGUACUGCAUACGAGUCUAUGUACAGGUCUACAUGUUCAGCAUGAGUUCGUAGUUCCAUCACACGGGAGCAAUGUGUUUUUUUAACACGUGCCAUGAAGCAGUGAUGAUAAUAAACAUACCAGAGGCGGAUCCAGAAUUUCCGAAGGGGGGGGGGGACAUGUGAAAGAGAAGUAUUAGUUAAAAUAAUCAGCCAUUUUGGGUGCCAAAUCUGGAGUUAUCAUCUUUAUAUCUUUGAUAGUGGCACAACAAAACACACACACUUUUAUGGGUGCCGCCAUUACAGCUGACAUUUUGAGUACCGGGAAUAUUUACGGCGAUUCCCAUUGGUCCUCGAUAGGUCACGUAAGAUCACGCAUUUUAAUGAGUUAUGCGAAAAUAUCGGCCUUGUGACCCACGGUAGGUAAACGAAUAGAGCGACCGACCGUGGGUUUCCGACGAUGAUUGAGACAUCACUGAAGUACCAUAAAUUUAGAUCUAUAUGCUUAGUGCUCAGGGCCGUAGCAGUGAAGGUUCUUAAUCGUGCAAACGCCCGCCGCGAAGCGGGGCUCGAACUCACGACCUUCCGCUUACGAGGCAAGCGCUCUAUCACUGAGCUACCGCUACCGCGAUAAUGAAGUUAUCUAAAGGUAAAUUUUAAGCCAGUUGGUAAUAUCUAUCAAAUCAAAAUUACAUAUAUAUUCUAAAGACAGGUUUUGCUAAAAAAAGAAACCAAAACUCCCUUCUUAGCCAUUAGUGUAUGCCUUGGGGCUUACGAAGGAAAGCGAUGGGAAGGAGAGAGGGGGAUGGGAGUAAGAGAGAGGAGGGGGAAGUUGAAUCCUUUCCACCCUCGCACCAUCCUAACAGCAGAACACAAAGAAGGAAUUUCUUUUUCUUAUCUAGGCUGUAUGGUCAUUGAAGGGUACGGUCCAUGUUCUUCACACCAAGAGAAAUGCUUUUUAUAUAGAACCAUGUAUGAGGAUUCAGCAGAAAUAAAGCCCUACAUUAAAUGAUCAUUGAGUUACACAAUACAUAAAGUUGAGUCAACACGCAAAAGAACGAAUGUAAAAAAAAAAAAAAAAAUGUCGAGAGUGAGGAAGUGUGUUUGUCUCGGAGUGUAGUGGUUUUCCCCGGACUCUUACAACUAUUUACUCAGCUCUAUAUCUGAAAUACAAAACCCAUCGAUUUCAACAAUUGCAAUCCUUACACAAAAUCUCCAUCAAAUAACGGUGUCUCAUUUCCUUCCCCACUGUGUAGCCUGUUGCAGAGUGAUGAGAAUUUUCGUCGUUAUCGAAAGCAAGGCAUUUAAAAAAAAAAAAACCAACUUACCAAAAUGGAUGGUCGAGCGGUCUUGCACGCUGGUCGCGCUGCUAGAAGGUUAUGUUUUGCAGGCUGUGAGUUCAAACACUAUACUAUCAGAUGAAGUUCUUUAGAAAUAAUUCACAUAUGAAAAUUAUGCAAAAGAUAUAUAUUGUAUGUGAUAUAUGUGGCACAUAUCGACAUUCGGGCACACGUUGAGAGUAAUUAAACUGUGAUCACGUGUGCAAGUCGGCAGACAGAAUUUCUAUCAAUCAACUCAAGAAAAUCAUCUGCAAAUAAAGAAAAGUUUUUAAAAAUAAAAUUGACAGUACCUCACGAGAAUAAAAAAAAAGAUAUAAAAUUUUAUUAACAAACAAGAAAGCAAAUCUUAAAAUUUGCAGAGCAGGAAGGUUUAACAAACUAGCUCACAACAAGUAUUAGGUUGAAUAUCAUUAUGUUUUAAAAAAACCAACCUGUUAUCUACUUUAACAUGAUAUAGGAUGUGGGUGAUUCAGCAGAUGCUCUGACAGAAAUCGACAGUCAUGGAUUGAGCACUAGUGGUGAAGUGUGUCAACUUAUCAGAGGAAAUGAUUGGACAGAUUUCUACCGGACAGCGUGAUAUAAUCCACUUACUCAGGAUGUAAAAGUAACAUCUAUGUACAAAAGUCUAACUCAACCCCCCGAAAACGAAGUUACAGACGCCCGGAAAAACAGGUGACACUUGAAGCGUACACUUUUAUCUGUAAGUCUGAAGGAUAAAAGACAAAGGGGUGCAGAAGUCUGAAGGAUAAAAACAGAGGAGUGCAGAAGAUGGAUUACGACGAAGAUUUAAGUGAACAGGAUGGCAGCUGUAGGAGAAGAAUGAAGAAGGUGUUUCACAGCCCCGCCACACACACUGUCAUCAUUGCCUUAAUCAUUCUAGAUAUCAUCCUCCUGUUGGUAGUACUGCUGGUGGAUAUCGAUGUUAUUAGAGUCCAUGCUGAGACUCCUGAAGAAGAAGAGGAAUUAAAGGAAGAAGUGGAGGAGGGGCUUCACUAUGCCGCCCUGUCAAUCAUCUCGCUCUUCGUAGUGGAGGUUAUUCUAAAGAUUGCAGUAGAAGGAAAACACUUUUUUUCCGAUAAGUGGGAGGUAUUUGAUGCUGUUAUCAUCUUUGUGACCUUUGGACUUGACCUUGCGCUAGCCUUCAGUCCUGUCAGUUACGUGGUGAAAGACAGCGUAUCACUGCUCAUCUUCCUGAGAUUGUGGAGGGCUAUCAAAAUCAUGGCCGAAAUUCAGUAUUGUGUGCGAAAGGAGGUCCCAGAAGCCAUAGAUAAAGAACAGUUAGCGAAGGAAAAAGCUGACUGGAGGGCAAGGCGACAGGAGGCACACACGAGGGUGUAACUGUUGUCUUGUCAGAGCACAUUGAUGUUUCACAACAUGCACAGAGUAAAUUCAGACAUAGAUCGAAUUCUAAUUUUCGUCUUCGAGGGGAUGCCAGUAAUAAUGCAUCAUCCAAAGCAUUGCUCUCGAGCAGUCCAGCUUCAUUUUCAUCAUCUACAACGCCCAGAUUCUCACCUUCCACAUCCACCUUUCUAGUUACCAUCAGUAACACAACGAUGUCUCCACCUGGAAA